AUGGGAAGAGGGCCGUCAAUCUUUAGGUUCGAUGCGUUUGGACAUACUCUUGAUGACGCCAGGGUUAAGACGACGUCCGGAGGUGUUCUAACUCUGAUAUGUGUGUUUACCAUCUUCGUACUACUUAUUAACGAGUAUAGAGACUAUAGGACGAUCAUUAUUCGACCCGAAUUGGUGGUGGACAGAGACUUGGAAAGGAAACUUAAUAUGAACUUAGACAUUACGUUUCCAAAGCUGCCUUGUGAUAUGUUGACUAUGGAUAUUAUGGAUCUUACAGGGGAUAUUCAGGCAGAUGUUCUCGAAGGUGGAUUCACCAAGAUGAGACUCGACAAAUCAGGAAACGAGAUUUCGAUUGAAGAGCGGUUUGAUGUGAAUAAGGAGGAGUCUUUGGUGUCAGAUGACUCUCAGUACUGUGGCUCUUGUUACGGUGCAAUUGACCAGUCUAACAACGAUAAUGAGCCAGAUCAGAGUAAGAAAGUUUGUUGCAAUACUUGUGAGGCUGUUAAGGCUGCCUAUGCCAAUGCGGCAUGGAAAUUUUAUGAUGGAGAAGGAAUUGAUCAGUGUGAGAAAGAAGGCUACGUGAAAAGAGUCAAUGAACGAUUGAAUGAAGGUUGCCGAAUCAAAGGUAGCGCUGAACUCAAUCGAAUUGGUGGUAAUCUACACUUUGCGCCGGGUUCCUCGAUAUCGAUGAGUGAUCGUCACGUUCAUGACUUGUCCUUGUACGAUAAGCACAAUGAUCUGUUCAGUUUCGACCACAUAGUGAAUCACUUUGCAUUUGGUCCCGAUGAUCAUCACAAGACAUUGCAUAGUAAAAGCCACAAUUAUACUACGACGCAUCCUUUGGAUGGCAGAGAGAUGGCAAUAGGAGAAAAGUACCAUCUCUACUCAUACUUUCUCAAGGUGGUUAAUACUAGGUUCGAAUACAUGGAUGGAGAAGUUCUUGAAACCAACGAGUUUUCUGUCUCCCAGCAUGAUAGACCUUUGAAGGGGGGCCGUGAUGACGAUCAUCCUAACACGAUUCAUGCCAGAGGAGGAUUACCGGGAGUUUUUUUCUACUUCGACAUUAGUCCUAUGAAGAUUAUUAAUAGGGAAGAGCAUAAGAAGACUUGGUCGGCUUUCAUUCUUAGCGUUUGCUCUGCCGUGGCGGGAAUUCUUACAGUAUUCCAGAUCCUCGAUAAGACCAUUUGGACUGCUCAUAAGAUAUUGAAAGAAAAGAAAAACACUUAG
Messenger RNA from Brettanomyces nanus, 1227 nucleotides. RefSeq lists its product as uncharacterized. Gene Ontology annotation, biological process: endoplasmic reticulum to Golgi vesicle-mediated transport; retrograde vesicle-mediated transport, Golgi to endoplasmic reticulum. The transcript has a single exon. Gene Ontology annotation, cellular component: Golgi membrane; endoplasmic reticulum; endoplasmic reticulum membrane. The coding region runs from base 1 to 1227 and encodes 408 amino acids. NCBI's taxonomy places the organism in Eukaryota, Fungi, Ascomycota, Pichiomycetes, Pichiales, Pichiaceae. The record is from RefSeq and is a predicted model, not a curated record.